AUGUCCCGCGCGUCAAAGGUUUUCUUCACGACCGCCGUCGGGUUUAUGGGCGCCACGAUUUGGGGCGUGCACUGGCUGCAGCAGCGCGAGUCUGAUGCAAUGUAUCUCGGCGUGAUCCGGGACGAGGAGCGAGUACGGGAGAAGGCGUUGAAGAAGGUCCAGCAGCCCGCGGUGGUGCUCGACGACGAGUGCGCGACGUGCGUCAUCUCGCCCCCGCCGCAGUUGCUCGAGGCGCAGAGCGCGGAGCAGCGCGCACGCGAGAGGCAGGCGCGGCUCGACGAGUACGAGGCGCAGAAGGGGCUCGCGAGGAGACUUGUCAAGGAGCAGGGCGGGCCUGCGGUGCCCGGCGUGGCUGGCGCCGCUGGCGAGCGGCUCGUUUGA
Messenger RNA from Cutaneotrichosporon oleaginosum, 381 nucleotides. RefSeq lists its product as uncharacterized. The record is from RefSeq and is a predicted model, not a curated record. Gene Ontology annotation, cellular component: mitochondrion. NCBI's taxonomy places the organism in Eukaryota, Fungi, Basidiomycota, Tremellomycetes, Trichosporonales, Trichosporonaceae. Gene Ontology annotation, biological process: mitochondrial respiratory chain complex IV assembly.